Bemisia tabaci is the source of this 2934-nucleotide messenger RNA. RefSeq lists its product as uncharacterized. Lineage: Eukaryota; Metazoa; Arthropoda; Insecta; Hemiptera; Aleyrodidae. The record is from RefSeq and is a predicted model, not a curated record.
GAUUGGCCGUUUGAGAAAUUCCCAGUCGGAGCCAAACUGGUUGGCUCAUCCUCCUCUAAAUUCCUCGUCAUUGAGCAUUUUAUCAGCUGCAAUUUUACGCCGGAACCGAAAUUUACCUUGUCAGUCAAGGGCAGGAGUGCUUAUAAAGUUUAAAAAAUUUUAUUACCGCUAGUAUUAGUGUUGUGAAAGUGAUCGGCUCCUAUGUUGUGAUUUGUUCCUCCUCCAAUCGGCUCUCAUUCUACUGCUGGAAGAAUGAAACCUGUGACAGUGCUGUUGUCAGCACUAUGCAUGACAAUUCUUGUCAUCUCUGCCAGGGGAGCGGCGCUCUACCCUCAGCAAGAGGAGUGCGACGAAGAUAAUCAACAGCGAACGGUGAACAACGAGGACUUUAUACGGAAUGCCGGAUACAGAAGCAGUCAAAACACACUCCAUCUAGGACCAGACGGUAGCAAAUUUAGAGAACACUACGAAAAGCUGAAGCAAAAAGCAGACCAAUUUGUUGGCUCAUCUGGCACCAUUCCACAAGAUCUGGGAGUGGAUUUGAACGGAGGAGCUUUCAACAAACUGGAAGCAGGGUCUCAAACGAGCAGCUCGAGUUUCCAUUCUUCAGGGGUGAACGCCGGGAUCCGCACCCCGGUGGCGACCAACUUCUACAACAAUGACGGUAGUUUGCUGCACACGGUGGAAGGUCUCAAAGCCCACGGCCAAGGAGUCCAGUUCACGGCGACCGGCGGAAUCUUACCCCUGAAGAACUACCAAGAAGGGCAGGUCUUCUCGCACAACGGCGGCGGCUACGGCGGCUCCUUCGAGAAACACUCCUCCAGCCACUCGGAGCACUCCAGGACCUCCAACAGCGGCCUGCCGAUCACGUUCACCCCAUACGAGAAGCACCACCAAAGCUCCAGCAUCAACGUCCAGGAAACCGUCAAGAGGCGCAACUACACCGACUACCUGGAGCCGGAGCUGAUCUCGCAGAAAACCUCCACGGUCGUCCAUCCGUUAAACGUGGCGUACGGAGCCCAAAGCGCCGGUACUUACAACCAAGGCUUGAAGACGCACGCCAACUACGACCAUAGCAACAGUGGCUCGUACGGACUCUACCAAGUGCCCAUGACCGUCAUCCCAGUGCUGGGCAGCAACGACGCCAACUAUUUAUCAGAGACCAAAAGCCAGUCUCUGAGCAAGACCCUCAUCUCCUCGCAUGACUCCACCCACGGCGCGGUCGACGCGAAACCGAUCAAAAUCCAGACCGGCUCUUACGUGAGGCCGACCCCGUCGGGUGUAGACCAGAUGUGGCACAAGAUCGUCCAGGGGCAGUCCUACCAGGUGAACAACAACCCCGGCGUUCUGCAGACGAGUUUCGGGACGACAGAGGCGGAGAGCGACGAUAGUCUGCAAACCCACGUGAGUCCGAUCGCGCUGAGCGCUCCCCAAAGCUCGCAGUACGUGUCCAAGAGCGAAUCGCAGAAAUCCGAGUCCUCCUCGUCGCUGCACGAGUCGUCCAGCCACCAAUCGGGAUCCUACUCGGGCGGACAAUCUCUCCAGAGUCAAGGUCAAGCCAAGGUCACCGCGGGCGGAAGAGCCCCGGUCAACACUUUCGUCGGAGACCCCAACGCCCCCCAAAACAGCGGCUUCGCCAUCACCGGCGAGAACAAAGGGUUCUACGCCAAGUCCGUCGAGUUGGCCAACCUGUUGAGCGCUACGAUCGCGCCGAUGGAGACUAACGAAAACCAGGCGGUGCAACAGAGCUCGCAGCAGAGCAGCUCUAGUUCCCAGGUGAACGUGAUUCCCUCCAGAACAGGAGUUCUAUCCGGGUCCCAAGACAGCUACCAAUCCGGCUAUGCGGGCGGCUACGGUGGCGGCGUUAGAUCUGGCUACCAGAGCAACUACGAGAAACACCACAGUAGCAGCUCUCAUUCCGAGAAAACGCAGACGCAAAAUCUCAACGGUCAAGAAUCCGUCAGCGGUGUUCCGGUCAUUAACGAGCCUUACAGACUUUCUGGCGGUGGCAGCACCUACGACUGGUCUGCGAGGGGCGGUGGUUUCGGUCAGUAUGCUCAACACGCGGGUAGUUACAGACAGGUCGGUGGGUACGCUGGUCACGACAGUGGCAGGCAGAUCUCCAACGCCCAAAGCUGGCAAAGCUCCUCUGGUGCCCACCCUGUGGUGUGCAGAGAGUGUGCCGAGGGCGUUGGGCAAAUUCAGUACGGUUACCAACAAGGAACGCCCGUUAAGAGUUCCUACGGGCUCUCGUCUCGUUUUGCCGCCUCCUCCAGCGAUAUCAAUGGGCAGAGGUCCGAGUCGAAAAGUGCGUCCGUUACUAUAAAUGAUAAUGGAAAGAUUGAUACUUACAACCGUCAUACCAAGUGAACAAAUGAUCAGCUGAGAGAAAAAUUCAAAAGAGACCUGUCAGUGUCAAAGUCCUUGAUAAGUGAGGCUGAUUAUAGUUCGAUAGUUGGACGUUCUUAGGGGUAGUUUUCCUGAAAUCCUCCUCCCACCCACCCUAUAACACCCGAGCCCUAAACAUCAUUAUUUCAAAUUUCAUAUGGUGGUUUCUCUCUGUCUUCAAGUUCCUGAUGAUUAAUAUAAUUCGAAAGAAGGCAGUUAAGAAGCUUUAAUUGUCUUCGUUCUUUUUCCUCUCUUUUUUUUUUUUAAAAUCAUUUCCCGAUACAAGGAGAAAAAACUGAAAGCUAAGGCGAAAGAAAAAGAUAUUGGUUGAUUUGCCUCUCCAUUCUGCGAAUUAAGAAAUUAUACAUAUCUUUGAAGUGAGCUAAAUGCACAGGGCCUAUUAACUUAUUACUUUUUUAAUUUAUUUCUGUUACUGACUAAGUAUUUAGUAUUAAGUUGAUAUUUAUUUUUCUAUUGUAUGUAUGAGAAGUAUUUAUUUAAUGUAAUUAAGUUGGUGUGAUAAGAUAUAAUUAAACUUUAAAAGAA